UAAAAUUGCAUGUGGAAGGGAAAGGGCUGCGGUGGGGUCUCGGGGACUCUGAAGGGACAGUUUAUUCCAGAUGUAUCUGAACAUGGGGUGAUGGCCGAUUUAGCCUUUCUCCAGCACAGGCGUCGCCCGCCCGUCCCUCGGUGCCCGGGGCUUGCUCGCUGAGGACUGAGGCAUGAGAGCCCAGAUCUGACUCCCUUAGUUGGCCCUUCCGGGAGCCGCCCGGGCUCUGGUGCAGGAAAGGGAAGGGGCCAAAGCUGGGGGAAGGCGGGGCAGGAAGGGGGGAGCUCUGUGGUCAGGGAGCUGCUGAGCACAGCUGCGCAGUGGUGGCAAAGCGUCCGAUCCCCGGCUCACGGCCCUUCAUCCCCCGGCCCAAGAUGAUUCCAGCAGUGGGCUUGCUCUUACUCCUUUCGGUUGAACAAGCAGCCGCACUGGGAGAGCCUCAGCUCUGCUACAUCCUGGACGCCAUCCUGUUUCUGUACGGUAUCGUCCUCACCCUGCUCUACUGCAGACUUAAGAUCCAGGUGCGGAAGGCAGCUAUCGCCAGCUACGAGAAAUCAGAUGGCAUUUACACGGGCCUGAGCACCCGGAACCAGGAGACUUAUGAGACCCUAAAGCAUGAGAAACCACCCCAGUAACUUUAGAACAGAUGCCCUUGGCCACCUCCUUCCCCUUCUGGUUCUCCUCCUGGCCCUCAGGUCGGCGUCUCCUUUGCCUCCCGUUAAAGCCAGCGGGCCACCUCUUUAAUGACGCUAUGUCCCCCAUUACCGCGCACCCAGUGGUUCUUCCACCCCACGAAGACCUCCGUUCAGAUGCUAAUCAUUAAUGUUUAUAUUCUAAUCUCACCGCCUUUCCCCACCCUUCUCUUUCCCGUCUCCCACUCCCACUCAACAAUGGAAAGAGUACCACCAAUAAAGCCGCCGCAGCCUGGACUCUA
Molecule: messenger RNA, 934 nt
Organism: Zalophus californianus (California sea lion)
Lineage: Eukaryota; Metazoa; Chordata; Mammalia; Carnivora; Otariidae
Gene: FCER1G
Product: Fc fragment of IgE receptor Ig
Exons: 5
Coding region: 375-635 (86 amino acids)
Biological process (GO): Fc-gamma receptor signaling pathway; Fc receptor mediated stimulatory signaling pathway; neutrophil chemotaxis
Cellular component (GO): external side of plasma membrane; Fc-epsilon receptor I complex; membrane
Molecular function (GO): IgE receptor activity; IgG binding
Source: RefSeq, a predicted model, not a curated record